CUGCCAACGUAUUGAAGACGAUUUUCAAGAUGGCGAUGCAAAGUCAAAGAAAGGCGAAUGUUCGCCUGCCACCAGAAGUUAAUAGAAUUUUAUACGUCAGAAACCUGCCAUAUAAAAUAACAGCUGAAGAGUUAUAUGAUAUAUUUGGAAAAUAUGGAGCCAUAAGACAGAUAAGAGUUGGUAAUGCCCCAGACACAAGAGGGACAGCAUUUGUUGUAUAUGAAGACAUAUUUGAUGCCAAGAAUGCUUGUGACCACUUAUCAGGGUUUAAUGUCUGUAACCGAUAUCUUGUUGUCUUGUACUAUCAGUCUAAUAAAGCUUUCCAAAAACUGGAUAAAGAAAAGAAGAAACAAGACUUAGAAAAAAUGAGAGAAAARUAUGGAAUCGGAAAAGACAAAUGAGCAACCAGUCCAGCUGCAUAUCUAAACAAACAUUAUUGUAUUUAACAUUCCUAGUUCCCUUACACUACUCUCUGCACUAGUCUACUCWAGUGGUAUAGUGUAUUUCUAUAUACUAGAUAGGAAGAUUGAAAAGAAUCAGCAAGAGAAAACAUCAGAUUAUUGAUAACUAGGAUUCCUUUUUCUUAUAAUUUUAUUCACUCAGAAGUGUUUAUAACAAAAUCCAAAUAAAAUGUAAAUAGCUGUUUAAAAA
Messenger RNA from Exaiptasia diaphana, 651 nucleotides. Its product is annotated as splicing factor 3B subunit 6. The record is from RefSeq and is a predicted model, not a curated record. The coding region runs from base 30 to 401 and encodes 123 amino acids. Gene Ontology annotation, molecular function: mRNA binding. The transcript has 5 exons. Gene Ontology annotation, cellular component: cytoplasm; ribonucleoprotein complex; nucleus. Lineage: Eukaryota; Metazoa; Cnidaria; Anthozoa; Actiniaria; Aiptasiidae.